Molecule: messenger RNA, 468 nt
Organism: Trichoderma reesei QM6a
Lineage: Eukaryota; Fungi; Ascomycota; Sordariomycetes; Hypocreales; Hypocreaceae
Exons: 2
Coding region: 1-468 (155 amino acids)
Source: RefSeq, a predicted model, not a curated record
AUGGCCGCGCAAGAGGGACGAGCUCCAUAUCCGCCAUUCACGGCCGAGACAGCUCAGAUCAAAGUAAAGGCUGCACAGGAUGCGUGGAACACUAGAAACCCUGACGGAGUCAAGAUGGCAUACACGCCAGACUCAAUCUGGCGGAACCGCGGCACCUUUCUGACAGGCCGCGACGAGAUCAAGCAGUUCCUCACCGAUAAAUGGCGUAGGGAGAAUGGCUACCGGCUGCGGAAGGAGCUCUUUGCCUUUACCGACCACAAAAUCGCGGUGCAGUUCUGGUAUGAGUGGUAUGACGAGUCGGGACAGUGGUGGCGUACCUACGGGCUUGAGGACUGGACUUUUGCUGAGAACGGGUUGAUGAGGAAGCGGCAGAUGAGUGCUAACGACGUGAAGAUCAGUGAUGACGAGAGAUGGUUCAAGGACGGAGUUGAUGUAAAUACCGUGGACAUUUCCGAGAAGCACUGGUAG